Molecule: messenger RNA, 1312 nt
Organism: Spinacia oleracea (spinach)
Lineage: Eukaryota; Viridiplantae; Streptophyta; Magnoliopsida; Caryophyllales; Amaranthaceae
Product: zinc finger protein SHOOT GRAVITROPISM 5
Exons: 2
Coding region: 153-716 (187 amino acids)
Biological process (GO): gravitropism
Cellular component (GO): nucleus
Source: RefSeq, a predicted model, not a curated record
UCUAACACCCCCUUAACUAGAAAUAUGAACCAGACCAAAAAAAUAAAUAAAACCUUCUCUUCUUCAUUAUAUUCCCUCAUUUUUCUUUGUCCUUGUUAAAAAAAGUAAAAAGGAAAAAAAAGAAAAAAAACGAAAACUUCUUCCCUCCCCACAUGGAAAAAGAGUUGGAUCAUCAAAAAGAACUUCAACUUCUGCCACCCCCACCUCCUCCUCAUCCCGCUCCUUCAUCCUCCUCACGUGCUCUCCCUUGGUUCCAUCACAACCGUACUAGAUCUCGGCCGCCGUUGUAUCGGCCGCCUUACUCCAUCGACAACGGUGGUGACGAUAAUGAUAAUCUCCAUCAUCAUCAUCAUCAUGGACAUGGUGGCGGGGGUAUGGGUGGGAGUGGGCCUUCCCUAGACUUGAAACUCUCCAUAAGCCUUGAGCCGGCCGAGGCGGGUGAUUUCGGCUGCAUCGAGGGGCUAAAGUGGCAGGCAGCCGAGCAAAUACGGCUGGCCGCCAUUGAGAAGGCGUACGCGGAGCGAGUUAGGGAGUUGACUCGGAGAGAGAUUGAGUUGGCUCACUCCGAGUUCGCUCGAGCUCGGGCCUUGUGGGAUAAGGCUAGGGAAGAGGUUGUUAAGGCGGAAAGGCUUAGGGAUACGGCUACAGCUUGCAUGGGCGAGAUCACUUGCCACUCCUGCAGGCAAAGUCCUCCAAGCUUUUACGAGAUGGGUUAAGAUGAUGAAUGCAAUCUUUUUACAAGAGGUGCUUGUUUAGCUUUUAAAAGUUUCAAGCCAUGAUCAACGACAAUAGUUUGGCAACACAUGUUGACUCAAUAAUAUGAUGAUUACUUCUCCAUUUGAAAUUGUUGCCUUGAUUCCCCAUGCAAAAGAUCAUGUCUUGCAUAUUUUUGCUACUUCUAAUCUUCCGUUUAUUUUAACAAAAACUAGUACUACGUAUCCAAAAGAUUUAUCCUAUUUUACAAUUGUAUAUUUUCCGUUAAAAUAAGAGCAGCCGAAAACCAACAUAGAGUUGGCUCAAGUGGUAAGCAGCUUGAUGCCGCUUAAGGGAGGUCUCGGGUUCGAGCCUCGCCGUAUGCAGAAACUCUUGUUGGGAGACUCACCCACCACAAGCAAGGUGUGCGACCCGGGUCGGAUCCGGAUGUAGUCGGAGCUAAGCUCCGGUGAACCGGAUGUGCUAUGCGUAAAAAAAAAAAAAAAAAGCAGCCGAAGUGUUUAUUAGAACGGUUUUUUCAUGAAAUGCCCCUGAGGUUUGCAAUAAUGCACCAAAUACCCCUGCGCGUUUCAAAAUUCAUAGAAUACCCCUAUAAUUC